CCAUCGAGUCAGGGCUACUUCGAGCUCUUGGCAUUCAGAGUGUUGUUGGCGGCGGCUUCAUUCGGUCCCCCGACUCCCCUCUUCACUCCCUUGUCCUUCUUCUUUCUCCUCCGCUUUUAUAAAAUCCUUUAAUUUUUUUUUUCUUCCUUAGAUCAGAAAUUAGUUACGAUGUCAUCAUCUUCAUUGCUCACAAACACAAGUCUGCGCUCAAGAGAUGUUUCCCUAAGAUUCGGCUUCAAUCCCACACGCCGAACAACCCACCAUAGGGUUGGAAGAUGGAAGUCUCCGGAAGCAGCUGUUAUCCCAAGCAACCAUUUUCCAAUGCGCAGCCUUGAGCCUAAGAACAGUGCAGUAGCAAUUAUUUAUUGUGGAUUAGCUAGUUUGGAUCGGUUCAACUUCUCGCAAAUUGUACAAAGGACAUCAGUGGUUGAUAUAAAAAGUCUCAGAUUAAUCACAGCCAUUAAGACCCCAUACUUGCCCAAUGGUAGAUUUGAUCUUGAAGCCUACGAUUCCCUGAUGCACUUGCAAAUAGUCAAUGGUGCUGAGGGUGUAAUCGUCGGAGGAACAACCGGUGAAGGCCACCUUAUGAGUUGGGAUGAGCACAUCAUGCUCAUUGGCCACACAGUCAAUUGCUUUGGCACAUCAAUCAAAGUCAUUGGCAAUACUGGGAGUAACUCAACUAGAGAAGCAAAGCAUGCAACUGAACAAGGUUUUGCCGUAGGUAUGCACGCAGCAUUGCACAUAAAUCCUUAUUAUGGGAAAACAUCAUUGAAAGGAUUAGUCUCGCAUUUUCAGUCAGUUCUUUCUAUGGGCCCAACCAUAAUCUACAAUGUACCUUCCAGAACUGGACAAGAUAUUCCUCCUUCAGUUAUAGAUGCAAUCUCUGAAAAUUCCAACAUGGCAGGUGUCAAAGAAUGUGUCGGAAACGAAAGGAUUCAAGAGUAUACCAAUAAAGGAAUUGUUAUAUGGAGUGGUAACGAUGAUGAGUGUCAUGAUAGUAGAUGGAUGUAUGGGGCUACUGGAGUUGUAUCAGUUACUAGCAAUCUUGUUCCUGGUUUGAUGUGUGAGCUUAUGUUUCAGGGCAUGAACCCAUUAUUGAAUUCGAAAUUGAUGCCAUUGUUUAAGUGGUUGUUUCAGGAGCCAAACCCGAUAGGCUUGAAUACUGCGCUUGCUCAGCUUGGGGUGAUUAGGCCUGUUUUCAGGUUGCCUUAUCAACCUCUGCCUUUUGCAAAAAGGGUUGAAUUUGUGAAGAUAGUUGAGAGUAUUGGGAGAGAGUAUUUUGUGGGAGAAAAAGAUGUACAAGUUCUUCAUGAUGAAGAGUUUCUGUUGGUUGAUGGGUAAGUUUGGUAUAUGUUAUGUUAGAUUACCAUUUAGGAACGGUUCUAUCAGAGUUUCUGUCUUUUGGUGUAAUGGUUGUAGUGUCUAUUAAAAUCUCACUUUAUUCUGAGAUUGUAAGAACCCUUUAUUUGUAUUUGGUUUUUACCUGAAGUAUACUCUGCUUCAUUUUAAUCUCCUUUGAUUAUAUC
This is a messenger RNA of Asparagus officinalis (garden asparagus), 1526 nucleotides long. Its product is annotated as 4-hydroxy-tetrahydrodipicolinate synthase, chloroplastic-like. Lineage: Eukaryota; Viridiplantae; Streptophyta; Magnoliopsida; Asparagales; Asparagaceae. The transcript is spliced from 4 exons. Bases 169 to 1341 code for a protein of 390 amino acids. The record is from RefSeq and is a predicted model, not a curated record. Gene Ontology annotation, molecular function: 4-hydroxy-tetrahydrodipicolinate synthase activity.